Camelus dromedarius (Arabian camel) is the source of this 5067-nucleotide messenger RNA. Its product is annotated as mucin-2-like. Lineage: Eukaryota; Metazoa; Chordata; Mammalia; Artiodactyla; Camelidae. The transcript is spliced from 2 exons. The record is from RefSeq and is a predicted model, not a curated record. Bases 1 to 5067 code for a protein of 1688 amino acids.
AUGACGCACAGCAUCACCACCACGGCCUCAACCACACCCACCAGCUCCCACACCUCGCUCACCACACACUCAACCCCUAAGGUCCCUGUGCCCACCACCUCCCACACAUCGCUCAACACACACUCCACACCCACGGUCCCUGUACCCACCACCUCCCAAUCUACACCUCCACCUUCGGAAACAUCCUUCCAGACCACCACCAUCUUCCCGACUCCAUCACUGCCACAGACCCUUCCCAUCCAUCUGUCAACAUCAGCCACCUCCCUGGGGUCUCCAACCUCUCACCACGCUCCCAGAACCACAUACACCCACUCUUCGUCCUCCACCACACCGCCAACAGGCACCACACUGACAUCUACUACUGUCAACACCUCGGGAACGGCACCCACACCUACGGCCCCACCACUCACCACCAUCACGACUGGGACCACCCACGGCCACACCUCACUCAGCACAGCCAAAACCUCCACUUCCCCUGUAUCACACUCGCCUUCCACUCUCCAUCCUCCAAACACAUCCACAUCACACACCACCAGCUCCCCCUCCACCACCAGCAGAGGCACUGGGACCCCCGUUACCCUUAUCGUCACCACCACGGCCUCAGCCACACCCACCACCUCCCACACCUCACUCACAACACACUCCACCCCCAAGGUCCCUGUGCCCACCACCUCCCACACUACACCUCCACCCACGGAAACUUCUUUCGGGACCACCACCAUCUUCCCGACUCCGUCACUGCCACUGACCCUUCCCAUCCAUCUGUCAACAUCAGCAACCUCCCUGGGGACUCCAACCUCUCACCACGCUCCCAGAACCACAUACACCCACUCUUCGUCCUCCACCACACCGCCAACAGGCACCACACUGACAUCUACUACUGUCAACACCUCGGGAACGGCACCCACACCUACGGCCCCACCACUCACCACCAUGACGACUGGGACCACCCACGGCCCCACCUCACUCAGCACAGCCAAAACCUCCACUUCCCCUGUAUCACACUCGCCUUCCACUCUCCAUCCUCCAAACACGUCCACACCACACACCACCAGCUCCCCCUCCACCACCAGCAGAGGCACUGGGACCCCCAUGACGCACAGCAUCACCACCACGGCCUCAGCCAAGCCUACCACCUCCCACAGCACGCUCACCACACACUCCACCCGCACGGUCCCUGUGCCCACCACCUCCCACACUACACCUCCACCCACGGAAACAUCCUUCCGGACCACCACCAUCUUCCCGACUCCAUCACUGCCACAGACCCUUCCCAUCCAUCUGUCAACAUCAGCCACCUCCCUGGGGACUCCAACCUCUCACCAAGCUCCCAGAACAACAUACACCCACUCUUCGUCCUCCACCACACCGCCAACAGGCACCACACUGACAUCUACUACUGUCAACACCUCGGGAACGGCACCCACACCUACGGCCCCACCACUCACCACCAUCACGACUGGGACCACCCACGGCCCCACCUCACUCAGCACAGCCAAAACCUCCACUUCCCCUGUAUCACACUUGCCUUCCACUCUCCAUCCUCCAAACACAUCCACAUCACACACCACCAGCUCCCCCUCCACCACCAGCAGAGGCACUGGGACCCCCAUGACGCACAGCAUCACCACCACGGCCUUACCCACACCCACCAGCUCCCACACCUCGCUCACCACACACUCAACCUCUAAGGUCCCUGUGCCCACCACCUCCCACACAUCGCUGAACACACACUCCACACCCACGGUCCCUGUACCCACCACCUCCCAAACUACACCUCCACCUUCGGAAACAUCCUUCCAGACCACCACCAUCUUCCCGACUCCGUCAAUGCCACUGACCCUUCCCAUCCAUCUGUCAACGUCUGCCACCUCCCCGGGGACCCCAACCUCUCACCAAGCUCCCAGAACCACAUACACACACUCUUCGUCCACCACCACACCGCCCACAGGCACCACACUGACAUCUACCCCCCUGAAGACCACGGGAACGGCACCAAUACCCACAGCCCCGCCACUCACCACCAUCACGAAUGGGACCACCCACGGCCCCAGCUCACUCAGCACAGCCAAAACCUCCACUUCCCCUGUAUCACACUCGCCUUCCACUCUCCAUCCUCCAAACACAUCCACACCAUACACCACCAGCUCCCCCUCCACCACCAGCAGAGGCACUGGGACCCCCAUGACGCACAGCAUCACCACCACGGCCUCACCCACACCCACCAGCCUCCACACCUCGCUCACCACACACUCAACCCCUAAGGUCCCUGUGCCCACCACCUCCCACACAUCGCUCAACACACACUCCACACCCACGGUCCCUGUACCCACCACCUCCCAAACUACACCUCCACCUUCGGAAACAUCCUUCCAGACCACCACCAUCUUCCCAACUCCAUCACUGCCACAGACCCUUCCCAUCCAUCUGUCAACAUCAGCCACCUCCCUGGGGUCUCCAACCUCUCACCACGCUCCCAGAACCACAUACACCCACUCUUCGUCCUCCACCACACCGCCAACAGGCACCACACUGACAUCUACUACUGUCAACACCUCGGGAACGGCACCCACACCUACGGCCCCACCACUCACCACCAUCACGACUGGGACCACCCACGGCCACACCUCACUCAGCACAGCCAAAACCUCCACUUCCCCUGUAUCACACUCGCCUUCCACUCUCCAUCCUCCAAACACGUCCACACCACACACCACCAGCUCCACCUCCACCACCAGCAGAGGCACUGGGACCCCCAUGACGCACAGCAUCACCACCACGGCCUUACCCACACCCACCAGCUCCCACACCUCGCUCACCACACACUCAACCUCUAAGGUCCCUGUGCCCACCACCUCCCACACAUCGCUGAACACACACUCCACACCCACGGUCCCUGUACCCACCACCUCCCAAACUACACCUCCACCUUCGGAAACAUCCUUCCAGACCACCACCAUCUUCCCGACUCCGUCAAUGCCACUGACCCUUCCCAUCCAUCUGUCAACGUCUGCCACCUCCCCGGGGACCCCAACCUCUCACCAAGCUCCCAGAACCACAUACACACACUCUUCGUCCACCACCACACCGCCCACAGGCACCACACUGACAUCUACCCCCCUGAAGACCACGGGAACGGCACCAAUACCCACAGCCCCGCCACUCACCACCAUCACGAAUGGGACCACCCACGGCCCCAGCUCACUCAGCACAGCCAAAACCUCCACUUCCCCUGUAUCACACUCGCCUUCCACUCUCCAUCCUCCAAACACAUCCACACCAUACACCACCAGCUCCCCCUCCAUCACCAGCAGAGGCACUGGGACCCCCAUGACGCACAGCAUCACCACCACGGCCUCACCCACACCCACCAGCCUCCACACCUCGCUCACCACACACUCAACCCCUAAGGUCCCUGUGCCCACCACCUCCCACACAUCGCUCAACACACACUCCACACCCACGGUCCCUGUACCCACCACCUCCCAAACUACACCUCCACCUUCGGAAACAUCCUUCCAGACCACCACCAUCUUCCCGACUCCAUCACUGCCACAGACCCUUCCCAUCCAUCUGUCAACAUCAGCCACCUCCCUGGGGUCUCCAACCUCUCACCACGCUCCCAGAACCACAUACACCCACUCUUCGUCCUCCACCACACCGCCAACAGGCACCACACUGACAUCUACUACUGUCAACACCUCGGGAACGGCACCCACACCUACGGCCCCACCACUCACCACCAUCACGACUGGGACCACCCACGGCCACACCUCACUCAGCACAGCCAAAACCUCCACUUCCCCUGUAUCACACUCGCCUUCCACUCUCCAUCCUCCAAACACGUCCACACCACACACCACCAGCUCCACCUCCACCACCAGCAGAGGCACUGGGACCCCCAUGACGCACAGCAUCACCACCACGGCCUCAGCCAAGCCCACCACCUCCCACAGCACGCUCACCACACACUCCACCCGCACGGUCCCUGUGCCCACCACCUCCCACACUACACCUCCACCCACGGAAACAUCCUUCCGGACCACCACCAUCUUCCCGACUCCAUCACUGCCACAGACCCUUCCCAUCCAUCUGUCAACAUCAGCCACCUCCCUGGGGACUCCAACCUCUCACCAAGCUCCCAGAACCACAUACACCCACUCUUCGUCCUCCACCACACCGCCAACAGGCACCACACUGACAUCUACUACUGUCAACACCUCGGGAACGGCACCCACACCUACGGCCCCACCACUCACCACCAUCACGACUGGGACCACCCACGGCCCCAGCUCACUCAGCACAGCCAAAAACUCCACUUCCCCUGUAUCACACUCGCCUUCCACUCUCCAUCCUCCAAACACAUCCACAUCACACACCACCAGCUCCCCCUCCACCAACAGCAGAGGCACUGGGACCCCCGUUACCCUUAUCGUCACCACCACGGCCUCAGCCACACCCACCACCUCCCACACCUCACUCACAACACACUCCACCCCCAAGGUCCCUGUGCCCACCACCUCCCACACUACACCUCCACCCACGGAAACUUCUUUCGGGACCACCACCAUCUUCCCGACUCCGUCACUGCCACUGACCCUUCCCAUCCAUCUGUCAACAUCAGCAACCUCCCUGGGGACUCCAACCUCUCACCACGCUCCCAGAACCACAUACACCCACUCUUCGUCCUCCACCACACCGCCAACAGGCACCACACUGACAUCUACUACUGUCAACACCUCGGGAACGGCACCCACACCUACGGCCCCACCACUCACCACCAUCACGACUGGGACCACCCACGGCCCCACCUCACUCAGCACAGCCAAAACCUCCACUUCCCCUGUAUCACACUCGCCUUCCACUCUCAUUCCUCCAAAAACGUCCACACCACACACCACCAGCUACCCCUCCACCACCAGCAGAGGCACUGGGACCCCCAUGACGCACAGCAUCACCACCACGGCCUUACCCACACCCACCAGCUCCCACACCUCGCUCACCACACACUCAACCCCUAAGGUCCCUGUACCACCACCAUCUUCCCGACUCCGUCAAUGCCACUGA